Molecule: messenger RNA, 8854 nt
Organism: Lineus longissimus
Lineage: Eukaryota; Metazoa; Nemertea; Pilidiophora; Heteronemertea; Lineidae
Product: autophagy-related protein 2 homolog B-like
Exons: 39
Coding region: 97-6444 (2115 amino acids)
Biological process (GO): autophagosome assembly; reticulophagy; piecemeal microautophagy of the nucleus
Cellular component (GO): phagophore assembly site
Molecular function (GO): phosphatidylinositol-3-phosphate binding
Source: RefSeq, a predicted model, not a curated record
UGGCGUAAACUUCUUGAAUUUUUCGUGUUUAUCAUCAGAAAAAACGCAAUUCUGUUAUCUAUAUUCGUUGUAUAAUAAUUUAAAUGCAUCAGAACCAUGCCAUGGUAUUUCCCCUGGUCGGAUUCUAUCAAAAAGCGGGCCUGCAGGUACCUGCUGCAGCAUUAUUUGGGCCAGUUCCUGCAGGAAAAAUUGACACUUGAUCAGCUGAGUGUUGACCUGUACAAUGGCACAGGCACCAUCAGAAACCUCAACCUGGAUGUCUGGGCCCUGAAUGAACUCCUGGAAAACUCUCAUGUACCAGUGGAAAUCGUUGAUGGAUAUGUCAGCAAAAUCAAUGUUGGGAUUCCAUGGUCGGCUCUCAACAAUGACAGCACCACAAUGGAGAUACAUGGCCUGGAGCUUACACUUCAACCAAAAGAAAGAGCCCCAGAGGCCCCAGGGCCAGUUGAUCCCAGUAUUAUGCUUGAUUCAUGGAGUAUGACAACAAGCCUGCAGCUUGCCCAGGAAUGUCUCAAACAGGAACCAUCAGAAGGGGAACAGCAGGCAGAAGGAGCACAGCCAUUCGAAGGAUUGGAGAUGUUUGCUCAAACAAUAGAAUCAGUAUUGUCCCGAAUCAAAGUAUCAUUCAUUGACACUGUGGUCAGGAUAGAGCAUCUCCCAAAGGAAUGCAAAUCUGGUGUAGCUCUUGAAAUGAGAAUUAAAAGGAUCGACUACUUUGAUGACCAAGUGACUGACCAAGGUACAUCCAUAGACAAGGGCAGCGCCAACACGAGGAGUAUAUACGAACCUGCUGCCGUACAAAAUAAGAACUUUCGCGUGAUGGGUGUCACGUUUUACUGUGAUCAAUUCCCAGAGUCAAAUCGGACAUUUUCGCGGAGUACAUCAACAUCAACUUCAUUCGAUUCAUCAUCCCCACUUUCACCAAAGACCAGCCAACCAAUCUUAACCCAACCCAACAUCGGCUCAGCUCAGCCAACAGCCGGUAUGAGUCAAUCGUCCACCACAUUAUCAGAAACCAUUAAAAUAGCUGAACUUGCCGGCCAACAAGAAAUCAAGAUCAAGCUUAAACAGAGUGAGGCAUUGCCUGGGCCAAAGCUUGAGGUCAACUGUAAUCUGAUGGCAUUGAAGGUGCUACUGUCACCCAAACAGGUGCACAUAUUGCUACAACUUGUCAGUGGGCUUUCAUCACCAGGAACCUGUGAUAACACCAACAUAAAACCACGUAGUGCCAGCGACAAACCCAUGCAAGCAGACGACUAUAGGAAAGUGGAACAGGAUCUGCAGACACAGCUCCAGAAUACUCAUGUUCAGUACCGGCAGCCAACAUCACUCAAGCAGCAGAUGUGGCGCGACGACCCAUUGGGAAUGUUGGGAGAGUCUUUGGAAGAUGAAGAGAUUUAUUAUUCAAUGGGUCUCGGUGGACAUGGGUCCACUGAUAUGGACGCAUCGAUAUCGAGCCAGCACAGUAGUAGCAGUAUCAGGUCUACCAGUACGGUUGGAUCAUCUUGUUACCAGUAUAGUUAUGGUGCAGGAUACAGAUCAAAACCAGAGUCGCCUUUCAAGGCGACAAUACCAAGAGCUGCCAUGGUCAGAAAGCCAGGCAGGUUGAAAAGUAAAGAUCAUCUCCAGAAGCUCCUCGAUGAUCCAGCAGCAGAACUCACUCGUUACAAGCUGAAACUGACCUACUUCUCUCUGACCAUCCUCCACGAGGAUCCACCCCCAACACCAUCUGAUGGCAUCGACCCCGGCGUAUCUUCCGUUGAGAAACUCAAGACGAUAUCAGAGAAAUUCUUUGAUGAACUGCGUCUUGUUCCUGACCGCAGUGCGCUUUUCGAUCUUGAGCAGUUGAGGGAGAAAUAUGCUGGGGCUUGCCCACAUGAUCAUAUCAAUUGUGUUGGCAAACCUCUCAAUGUCGAGUGUAACCAGAAGUCCUCAUCAGCCUUCCUCACAAUGAGUGCGGCCUUCUCCAUUGGUAUGUUGGAGAUCAUCGAGACACUAUUCGACCGUCGGAACUUCACAUCGUCCAGUCCACUCGGCUUUAGUCUUCCUGUUGAUGCUAGCACGCCAUAUUAUAGCGAGUUAUUGGUUUUCCUUCGUGAUAUCUGUGAGACCCAUGAAUACCCGAGCCUCCAAGCCGUGCCAUCACCCUGUAUCAAGAUCAAGAUCAACAACUAUGAGAAGAAUAGAGCAGUGGUAUCUCGGCCGUCCUCCCAGCUGCCGAGGACAGAAGUCCAUCUGGAGCUUGGCUGGUUGAAAUCGGAGAUCGACUGCACGAUUAUUGAUAGGAUCCACUCGUUGCUGAACCCUGAACCCCUGGUCAAGUCCAAUGAUAACAAUGGUGCUCGAUACUGGUCUAUCCAUCCGAACGUUAAUGUGAAUAAACAGUCGUAUUUCAGCAACGCCAUGGAGGAGGGUAACUCAACUGUGGAUAGAAAAGUGGAUGUCCAUAUCACUUCACCACAGGCCACACUGCUCAUCAGAUUCCCGAUCCCCGACUUGAGGCAGGGCCAGCUAGGAGACAAAUACCCCUGGUGGAAGAGGACCCUUAGGACCGAGAUGCUGAUCAUAGAGCUGUCAGACACUGACCUUCACACUUGUUACAACACGUCAGAUCUCCAGCAUACUGUGGAGCUCACUACCAGGGAGUUACAUGGCUUGUUUCAAGAGCAGCCGAACGAACCACCCAUCUCUUUCAUCAGGGUUAGCCAGGGUUCUGAUGAAAGUCCGACUGGCGAUAACCAGGAUGGAUUUGAUUGGCCAAGGAUUGUGUUUAAGACGAUGCCGCGUCACCAGUCAAGCCUGAUGGAGCAGGACCCAGACAGUGAUGAGAUGCCACAGCAAGACUCGAUGGACGGCUUCUGUCAGUUCUCAAAGGUCGACCCAUCACCUUUCUCCAACAAGAAGCACCACUAUGAAAAUGAAGAGAUGGUGAUGCCAGGAGAUCGCCAAGAGAUGAACGACUUCCAGGAAAAGUCUGCAGCCAACACCCUCAAGUCUUUAGAGAUCACUGCCCCAAAUGUCAACGUUCUCCUACCAAGUAAAGAGUUCUAUGAGCUCAUCUAUAACAGAAUCAAUGGUGACUUACUGAUGUGGGAAGCACAGGCCCCAUCCCCCAUCACCACGCAGGACCAGCUUGCUUACUCCAUGCCAGGAGUUGGUCUAGACCCAUACCUAGACUACGGCCAUGAGAGGUUCGACAUGUGCAGGUCUGGCUACCCUGGAGAUUCUAGUUCUGAUAGUGAGGAAAGUAAUGGUCAGUUCUACACCAUCCACGAUCAGAAGGAGCGUCAGAAGAGAAUUAAGCACCAAACUCUCCAGCUUAGACCGAGUAAACUCUGCUUGACUUUGACCAUAGGACAAGGAAAGCUAACAGCUUGUAUGCCAGUCAAGGAUGAGGGAGGAGAGGUGAUCAAGGAUAUGUGUGGAGAGCUUGUCAUGGAAGUCGGGGAUUGUGAGGUAUUCUGUGUGGUCGGUCACAGUGGCAACCCUGACCUCCAGUACCUUUGUAUCCAUUCAAACAAGGCACAGAUCUUCCAUGCAGGCUGGUUGCCAAUGCCCACAGCGUGGCCGAUGAUUGAGCGAGCAUGUCCGGUGAUGUCUCGCCGCACAGAUCUCCAGCCAACCUUGUACAGAUCUGAACCAGGUGUCUGCACAAAGCUGUCGGGGGCAGUGGGCUCGGGGGGUGAUAGUCUCGAUAUGCUGUCAGUCGCUGUCAAGAUUACACUGGAUACAUUCAGUAAUGUCAAGACAAGUGGAGAAGAUGAAACGGAACCGAAAAGGUCACACAAGGAGUUCCUAGUUGCUGUUGGAGUCCGGGGCGCCACCUUACAGCACAGGUUUACACCGUCUGAUAAAAGCUGGUUGCAUCAGGUGCUGGAUUUCCUCGAUGUGAAAGACUACCCGAUCCUUGGUUACACGAUGCCUAAAGUGGUGACGGUCCUUCAUGCUCACUUCUGGAGCUGUGCAAUAGACUACAGACCCAUGUACAUUCCACUACGGUCGAUGGUCACUGUUGAACACUUCAGUAUAUCAAGUAACAUCAUAGCGGGGUCUGAUACAUCUCUGCUCAGAUUCAUGGUCGACGACGCAGCAUUGUUUCUCUCCGAUAAAGUCAAAAAUGGUGUCGACCUCAAGAAAAACUACGUCUGUGUUUUAGAUGUUGGUCUCUUUGAACUCUCUCUCAUUACCAGUGAUGGCAAAGACACGAAGUACCCCAAAAUAGACCUGAAAGCGUCCAACAACAUCAUCCACAUACGAACGUGUGCCGAUAGCUGUCGGGCCUUACAACAGCUUAUCCAGUACGUGGCCAGUGACAGCGACUUGGCUCACAAAGAUGACACUCAAGACAAGUCUAUUCCACCUGAAGUGCCUCCUCUGUCCAAACCCCCGGAGAGUUUACGAUCUGUACCGAUGACGGAAUCCAAGAUGGAGGAGGUGCAUGACAUGAUGGUGGAUGCGAUGAGGGAGUCGUCAGGGUCAUCGAGCCCAGAGUCACAAGAAAAGGCCAGGCAAAGAAGAGAUUCUGCCACAGAGGUUUUCUUCUUCCCAGACGACAACCGUCCUGCUACAUCUGGGCAGCCAGCUCCCCACCAUAUCAACGUUGUGAUGGAGGAGAGUCAUGAGUCAGUGUCGAGUAGCACCAUAACAAAUGAGACGGACAUGUAUAGUGAUGAUGAGGAGGAGUUCUGUAUCAUUGAUGACCCCGGACUUGGCAUUAUUCCUCGAGAUGGGGAGCCAGUUAUUCGUGUCCUGGUCGAUGAACCCCUCGUUAUCAAGGACGAUCACUUUGCUCGUCCCCUGGGGAGGGCUGACCAACUCAAGGCCCCCGAGUCGUUCCCGGCAGCGGUUUAUAGAUACACCCUGAAGGAGAUGUCAUUGGUGUGGCACAUGUAUGGAGGCUCCGAUCUGGCUCCUGGCAGCCAUGAGAAAAAGGAUAAGAAGAUUUCAAUGUAUGGCACAAGAGUGUCGUAUGGGAAGGCUACCAAGGAGUCGAAGUCGGCCAAGAUACCUUGGCAACAUCGAGGAGGACCUGGGAGGGACCAUAAAGUCUUAAUGGAAUUACAGAUGAAUAAGGUGCGCUUGCAGCAUGAAGUCUACCCCGAGACGACAGAGCAAGCAUCACGUCAGAUCUUCCUUGUGCAUGAGAUUGAGAUCCGAGACCGCUUAGCUACCUCUCAGAUUAACAAGUUCCUCUACCACUACACAUCGGAGUCCAUGCCAAGGCAGUCACAUGCACAUAUGGUGAUGGCGAAGGCAUUGCACGUCCGAAGCAAUCUGAAUGUUCCCAGCCAGAAGGAAUGCUCCCUCAAGGUGUCCAUCCUGCCUCUCAGACUCAACGUGGACCAGGACUCUCUCUUCUUCCUGAAAGACUUCUUCAACAAAGUGUCGGUGGGUGAGAGCAAGUUGCAUGCCGACAUCCCCAACCCUGUUCCAGCCGAUGUGGUCUCCACCAGUCCAGCCAAGCCUUCUUCCCUCCCACCUGUCAUGAGCCUGGGGAGCUCCAGCCCUGAGAUGACGCAUGUGGACCCCCAGCAGAUGUUGAUAGUGUUUGAUGAACUGGCUGAAGCAGCAGAAGACAAGGAGGCCGAGCUGGAUGCAGAGGAUGCAGAUGCCUCUCCUCUACCACCGGUCUUCUUCAAAUCGUUCGUCUUCUCCCCCGAUGUGUUGAUCCGCCUCGACUACCAGGGAAAGAGAGUGGACAUGGGUCAGGGUACAGCUGCUGGUCUGCUAAUAGGCCUGGCCCAGCUCAACUGCUCCGAGCUAAAGCUCAAGAGAAUUUGCCAUAAACAUGGAUUACUUGGUGUUGACCGCCUGAUGCUUCAUGCUGUGAACGAAUGGAUCAAUGACAUCACCAAGAACCAGAUCCCUAACAUUCUGAGUGGAGUCGGGCCGAUGCAUUCCUUCGUACAGUUAGUGCAGGGUAUUCGUGAUUUGUUCUGGUUGCCCGUUGAGCAGUAUCGGAAGGACGGCCGGAUCUUCCGUGGUAUACAACGUGGUGCUAACUCUUUCGGGACGUCAACUGUGAUGGCUACACUAGAGCUGACUAACAGGAUGGUACAGUCAGUUCAGUACGUUGCUGAGCUGACAUAUGACAUGGUAUCCCCGGGACCAAGUUGUAAGAAACUUGGUAGGAAAUCCUACCGUCGCCAUAAAAGAAUGAACCAACCGUCUGACUUCAGGGAAGGCAUUGCCAAUGCUUACACUGUCGUUAAGGAGGGUAUCUCUGGAACUGCUGACAAUAUUGUACGAGUCGCCCAAGAGGAGCAUGAACAUAAAGGAAUGACGGGUGCGGUGGGUGGCGUUCUCCGACAGAUUCCACCAACCAUUGUUCAGCCGUUCAUCCUGGCAUCAGAGGCGACGGCCAACGUUCUAGGUGGGAUGAGGAACCAGCUGCUACCGGAUGCGAGAAGAGAGGAGGAGGAGAAAUGGAAGCCAGAUUCAUAAUUGGUUCCACUCGCUGGAUUUGUAAAACACUUGAAUGAACAGAAACAUAAUGUCACUAUCGUCUUCACCAGAUUUCUCAUCUAAGAAUGUCUUGGACCUUUCAUGACUGGGAAAUGGAAAUAUUUCGGUGGAAUUUAUUCUUAGACCACUUGUAACUUCUAAUCUAUGAGUUCCAUUGCAUACAAAUCGUACCUGUCUGGCUGUUGGCCCUGACGUAGCCAAUUCAACAGUUUUUUGUCACCAAAACCUGUGUUUAAUCAGUUUAUGAUAGGUCACUGUUCUGGACCGGAGGACACGUUAGGCUUGAUGUGUUUAGGUCUUACGCACCAACCAAUCAAGGUCCUUGUUAAUUCUACUUUCAGCAUGGUUGUGAUUCAGCACACUUUGAUUUGAAUUGAUGUUUGACCGUGUUAGUAAAUGUCCAAACUUGGCUUCCAGGGCUUGGUUGUUCAAGACCCCAUUAGCUGUAAGGGAAUUGUCAAGUCUAACAUCUUUAAGGAUACUAAGGUAACCUUGGAAAAGAACGUGCACUUUGUGUUUUUGACCAACCUGGCGAUAAUGUGUACGGGGUAUAUGUAGUUACUCAAUGUGCAUGACUGUCCAUGUAGCUAUAUGCAAUCAAUGUUGAUGUCUUCUGAGUUCUACAAGCUGAGCUAAUACUGUUGUGAUCAUUUUGCACCAUCGAAUCUAGAAUACGUCCUUCUUGGACUUCCAAAAAUCCUGGACCAUUUCCUCCUCAAAGAAUUCUGAAAAUGUUUCAUUAAUAUAAAGGGCUUUCACUGUCCAGGCUGUCCACAUAUUGAACAAAUUUGUUGUGAUGUAAAACACCUAUUCAGAAAUCCUGAAAUAUUUAUAAUGUUUAGGAUCUGAUAGGAGUUUAGUCUCUUUAGUUUGAGAGUUGGAGGCCAAAGCCAGCCUUCUGUACACCUCUGUACCGCCUUUCGGAAAGUUGUUGAGAUGAAUUGUUCUCAUAGGUAGGAAGUUUGUCCCCUGGUGCUGUUGAAGUGAGGAUAUAAACAUGAAAAGUGCCAAAGAAACCAUUAUGUUUUGUUUCUAAAUUAGGGUUUAUUUAGGAAUCGAGUGGAACCUCCCUCAGGGGACACCUCUCUAUUAAGUAGAACCUCUCUAUUAAGGACACUAGUUGUGGUCCCAAAGUGGUUGUUUCCAUUCAUUUUGACCUCUCUAAUAAAGACAGCACUUGUCAGUCCCAAGGGUGUCCUUAAUAGAGAGGUUCUACUGUAUGUGAAUAUAUCGGUCGGACAGUUUGUUGACUAGAAAUGACUAGAUGUAGAUAUCAGUUGUAUAAAGUGCUGGUGUACAGCACUACAUGAGGACCAGUUGUUUAGUUUGAUUACUAGAAUGCUUGACAGAUUUUGUAUGUCAAAUUUCAGAUAAUGUGUUCACACUGGUGUGUAUGUGUGUAUGAUUGUAUUGUGUAACAUGUGUAUAACACUUCAGUUCAUGGGAAUAAUUUUGAAGUCUAACUUAUUUCUUGUCUCUUUAUAAGACAGAAGUGUCUUUGCUUAAAUGUUACCAGAAGUAGUAUUCCUCACUUAACAAAUAGUCUGAGAUAACUUAGUCGCCUGUGAUGAGCUUAUGUGACAUCCUAACCUCUGUCAUUGUUUCAAUGGCAAAUAUGAGACCCAUAUCUGUAAAGUAUCCUACAGUUAAUAAUGUACAGAUACAGUGGAACCUCUGUUAGCGGACAUCUCUCUAUUAAGGACAACCUCUCUAUUAAGGACACUAGUUUUGGUCCCAAAUUGGUUGUUUCCAUUCAAUUUGACCUCUCUAAUCAGGACACCUCUCUAUUAUGGACAGCACUUGUCAGUUCCAAGGGUGUCCUUAUUAGAGAGGUUCUACUGUAUAUCUAUUGUUAAAAUCAUGGCACCCAGAUAUCUGUACUGCUUGCAUCCUGAAGAUACCUUACUGUAAAAUAGCAUGUUAGUCACGUUGAAUUUCGGGGUGUGUUUUCAUGUACCAAACUAUUUCAGAAGAAUAUUGGCAUCUCUAGCUGAGGGUAUGUAGCCUGUAUUCGCAUCCGUAGCCCUGGCUGAUGGUAGCACAAGGACCACUUCAUGACUCAUGUACUGCACAUUUUCAGAAUGGUUGUUAGUCACAUUAGUUAAAGGGAUGGAUAUUGUAGCGGUUGGAGUGUUUGUACUAUAAACUUGGUGGUGACUGCUUUGGGUUUUUUCGUAAUAAUCCUCACAAGCCUCACUGAUUUCAGUAAUGACAGCUUACUCUUCCUUUCCUUUGUUGAGUCAUUUAUCACUUUUCUUUCAAGAGUUGAUCAUGUGACUCUCCACUCAGAAAACAAACAGUUCUUCUCAUUUGCUGACGCUUCUGUAUCAUUUUUGUACAUAAUGUACAUUGUAUGCAAAGUUUGCUUGAAUAAAUUUGUAUAUAUUGA